AUGUCGAACCGCUGUUUUAUUCUCGCCAAUCCACCUGUUUCGUCUGUCGAAUUUGGGGAAGGCGAAAAUGCCACUUUCAAGCUAGUCACCAAGCCGAUGCCUGUUCCAGAAAAAGGCCAGGCUUUGGUGAGGAAUAUAUAUUUUUCCAACGACCCGACGCAAAGAGCUUGGAUCCAAAAAGGAAUCCGGCCCGACCGUAUGUACGUGGAGCCUGUUAAGCAGGGCCAGAUCAUGCGUUCUGUGGGAUUGGCCCAGGUGGUGGAACUGAAAAACCCCAACUUGGUUCCAGGCGAUAUUGUCAAUGCAACUGUGCAGUGGGCCGAGUAUCUGCUUGUCAAUGAUGCAUCUAUAUUCAGCAAAAUCACAGACAAGAGGCUCCCGCUUCCGUUGUACUUGGACGUUUUGGGAACCACUGGGCUCACUGCAUACUUUGGUCUUCUCAAUGUGGCCGAUUUGAAGAAAUCAGACACGCUUGUAAUUUCGGCAGCACUGGGUGCUACAGGAAGCAUGUGUGUUCAGAUCGCCAAGAACAUCAUUGGGUGCAAAGUUGUGGGCAUUUCUGGCGGACAAGAAAAAUGUGCCUUUGUUAAGCUGCUUGGUGCAGACGAAUGUGUUGAUUAUAAGUCACCGACAUUUGCAAAAGACAUGAAAAAGGCUUUAGACGGCAAGUUCUGUGACGUGUUUUUCGAUGGUGUCGGGGGGAAAAUUUUGGACGUCAUGCUCACAUUUGUCAAGCCGUUUGGCCAAGUAAUUGCUUGUGGGGCAAUUGCAGGAUACAAUAAUCCAAAAAAUGGUCUUUUGGGCAACUGGGGCCAAAUUAUCACCAAUCGACUCAAUGUCAAGGGCUUCAUUGUACUUGAUUUCCAAAAGGAGUAUCCGAAGGCAAUGGCGGAACUAGGCAAGUGGAUUCGUGAGGGAAAGAUCAAAUACGACCCUCCGACAUACACUUUGAUGGACUUGAGCAAAAAGAAUGAUGGCUUUACAUUGAUUCCAAAGACUUGGGGGCUUCUUUUCUCCGACACAAAGGCACCUGGCAAGUUGCUUACGAAAUUGGCAGAGCCAAAGCUUUAG
Clavispora lusitaniae ATCC 42720 is the source of this 1071-nucleotide messenger RNA. RefSeq names its product MDR family NADP-dependent oxidoreductase. NCBI's taxonomy places the organism in Eukaryota, Fungi, Ascomycota, Pichiomycetes, Serinales, Metschnikowiaceae. The record is from RefSeq and is a predicted model, not a curated record. Gene Ontology annotation, molecular function: oxidoreductase activity, acting on the CH-CH group of donors, NAD or NADP as acceptor.